GGACUAUAGUCUUAGCUCUGCUUUGUUUUGAGAUCAUUUGAAUCCUGACAAAAUGUGCAUCAGAUAUUUUGGAUUUCUUCUCCUGAUUUGGUUUCCUGACGCGCUUCAUGCACAAAAUCCAUCACAGUCCUGUAGUGCUCCCAGACUGGACGAUGGUUUCUCUUCCCCAAAAGUGGCUUACUCUCAUGGAACAAUGCUGAACUAUACCUGCAAUGACGGACUUAAACCAGUAGUGAAGGUUUGGUGGGCCACAACCACAUGUGAAAAUGGCAAAUGGUCUCAUCAGCCACAAUGUAUAGAUAUAAAUGCCUGCAUUCCUCCAACUAUCCCCAAUGGAUAUUACCGUGAAAACUCAAAUGGUUGGUAUGAGGAAGGCCACAUAAUACGGAUAAGAUGUGAACAAGGAUAUGAACACAGACACCAGAUUGCUACAACCAGAUGUAUAAGUGGAGAAUGGUCGUCUUUGCCCAUUUGUGAGAAAAGUAUCACUGCAUGCGGCCGGCCCCCUAAAGUCCCUCAUGCUGUAAUAAUUCAUCAGAGAUACCAGGAGGUUUUUCCUGCAGAUUCAGAAGUGCAGUAUAAAUGUGAAGAUGGAUACGCUACAGAGGAAGCAUCCAGCAGCAAAUCCAUCUUUUGCAUAGCUGGGAACUGGACUGAAGGUCCUAUGUGCAGACCUUCUACCAUCUCUGGAUCAAAUGGGAGCGAGAUUCAAACUCAAAUCACAACAAUCAAUAACUGUGGAAGACACCCUACCAUAGAAAAUGGUGACGUUGUGGAAAUUGCUGACAUGUUUUUGAGAUUCCGCUGCAAUAGUUUUUACAGACGAGUGGGUCCAGAGAAAGUGAUGUGUUUUACAGAUGGCACAUGGUCAGAUGAACCCAUGUGUGAAGCUGCCUACUGUUCUUUGGACACUUCUGAAUAUCCUGACUUAAUACCUGAUGGAGUUAAAUUUAUAAAAGAUGGUGACAGAGUGGAAUUGAAAUGUGUGAAAAAACACUGGCGCUGGGUGACAGAGCAUUACUCUUUGGUCCAGUGCAUUAAUGGAACAGUUGAGUUAACAAAAUGUUGUGGCUAUUUCGAAAGAAAUACGAACAAUUGCAUUGGCUCUAUCACCAAGUUGUCUUAGGAUUUGAUCACCACUGACUGAAAACGACUGCCAGCCUGGAAACUUAGUUAUGGUGAUGUCACACAAUGUGUUGAGUUUUUCAGAAACUGUUUCAGGCUUCUCAUUUUGAUAUAUGAAUCCCUGCAUAAUGUAGUAGUACAUUUUUGUCUGUAUGCUCAAAGCCACAAAAAUGACUGGCGGAUGGCCUGAAUAAAAUCUCAACACUAAUCUGUAUAGAA
Messenger RNA from Seriola dumerili (greater amberjack), 1344 nucleotides. Its product is annotated as complement factor H-like. The transcript has 9 exons. NCBI's taxonomy places the organism in Eukaryota, Metazoa, Chordata, Actinopteri, Carangiformes, Carangidae. The coding region runs from base 53 to 1126 and encodes 357 amino acids. The record is from RefSeq and is a predicted model, not a curated record.